AUACGCUCAUCAUUCGUUUCUCAUGGCAAUUGCUUUUGUUUUAUAAAAUCUUAAUAUAAUAUUUAUUAGAACCAUCUAAUACUUUUGAUACUUGCUUACGAUUUACGUUUUAAAACACUACAGUAUUUAAAUCUUUUCCAUCCGAAUACAUUCAACUUACAGUCACCAAAUAUUCACAGAAAAUGGCCCAGACUGAAGCUGCUAAAAAGGCAAAAGAAUUCCAUGAAACAUUGAAGGUUGACGCAGAGAAUCGUAUAGUUCAAAAAUUUCCUGAACGAAUAAUACAUUUAAAUGAGUUACUCAAAAUGCCAGAGUUUCGUAUUGCUGCAAAUGACAUAAAAUGUAAACUAGAAAUUCCCACAAUUUCUAAAAUAGAAAAUAAUGUAAACAAUUGUGAUGGAAAAAAUCCGGGAAAAAGGCCACGUUUAGAUUCAAAUUCACAUGAUACAAUUCCAGGACAAACGCUCAUACCAUCCAAUAAAAAACUUGUUGAAGUCAUUAAAAUUCUCAAACCCAAUAUCAAACAAUUAGCUGAAGACACCAAUGCUUUAAAAAUGUGGGUAUCCUUAUUAAUACCAAAAAUUGAAGAUGGUAAUAAUUUUGGAGUGUCUGUACAAGAAGAUACUCUUGCUGAGAUACAGCAGGUUGAAGUCGAAGCAACCAAUUAUCUUGAACAAGUAUCACGUUAUUAUGCAUCUCGUGGAAAACUUAUCUCCAAGGUUUGCAAAUACCCUUAUAUUGAAGACUACCGGUGUGCCGUUGAGGAAUUGGACGAAAGACAAUACUUAUCCAUGUCUCUUACCAUGCACGAAAUUCGUAAUCGUUAUUCAACACUGCACGAUAUAGUCAUCAAGAACUUUGACAAAAUAAAGAAGCCUCGAUCAUCAAACACUGACAGUUUAUAUUAAGCGCAGUAAAACCAUACUCAAAACAUUAAAAUCUAAAUUUACACCCUUAUCAUUCCUUUAAAAUGUUCAUAUUCAUGUCAAAAAUAUAAGCAACAUUUUUUUAGCAAUAAGAAUAAAAUCUUAUACAAAAUGUUAUCUUCAGUUUAACAUUAAAGAUGUGCAGGGUAAUAAUAGUA
Messenger RNA from Rhopalosiphum maidis (corn leaf aphid), 1084 nucleotides. It is a transcript of the gene REG, whose product is annotated as proteasome activator complex subunit 3. Gene Ontology annotation, cellular component: cytoplasm; proteasome activator complex; nucleoplasm. Gene Ontology annotation, biological process: regulation of proteasomal protein catabolic process; positive regulation of endopeptidase activity; regulation of G1/S transition of mitotic cell cycle. Gene Ontology annotation, molecular function: endopeptidase activator activity. The transcript has 6 exons. Lineage: Eukaryota; Metazoa; Arthropoda; Insecta; Hemiptera; Aphididae. The coding region runs from base 183 to 908 and encodes 241 amino acids. The record is from RefSeq and is a predicted model, not a curated record.